AUGUACGAUGACAAUCCUCACAUGGUGUUAGGUGUAACGGCUGCAUCGGACAGGUCACUGGCCUUUUGGACCUGGGCUGAUGUCCCUCCAAUAGACCAGUAUGGCUUGAAGGGAGGUUCGGUAUGUCUGGCUGUUGCAGAACACCCUGAUCAACUCAAAGGAAUUACAUGGAAGUUCCGAAAGGAUGUAAUAGUGGAUGAUGAAGACAUAUCUCCUAAAUACAAGAAGAAGGUAGAUUCUAACCCAGUGAACCACACUCUGUGCAUUAAAAAUCUGACAGACACAGACAGUGGAAUUUACAUUGCAAAUGCAAAGAAAAACGAUUGGACAGAUUCAACGUCUUCAUACAAACUUAAGGUGUUGGAAGCUGUUCCCAUUCCAGCCAUGCAGGUGACAUACUACAACUCAAGUACAGGACUUUGUAACAUCACAGUGAAUUGUUCAGGCUGGAUGUUUUCUGUCUGUGAUGGAGGUCAGUGCCCACUGUACCAGGAUUCUCUGUCAGUCUCUGAGGUCAACAUCACUGUUUCCAGUGGUAAUGGAUUCAUCCAGUGUAUCGUCAACAAUCAUGUCAGCACAGAGACCAAAUCACAACGCAUGAAUGACAUAUGUAUUGUUGAGAAGAAGGGGAUCGCUGCAGCAUCACUAGUUGGCAUCAUUGUGGGCAUUGUUACUGGUGGAUUAUUCUUAGUUGGUGUAGGAUGCAUCAUAUCAACCAGAAGAUGGCGAUCCCCUAAAGAAAUACUGCUUCUGAAGGCCGUUGUUCCAGAAGUUGACAACCCAGUGAGCGCUAUACCAGGAAGACCAGAACCCCAGAACACCCCUGGAUCUGAGGUGACAUCUAUCUACAUUACUGCAGGGAGACCAGGAGCAGUACCAGCAUCAGCAGAAAGAGAAGAGGGGCAUCCAGGGGACAAGGAGUACACUUCACCAGAAGAGAGGAUAGAACCACAGUCCCCCCCACAGGCAGAGACAUUCUACAGCACCCUACAGAUACCAGCUGCAGCACAGCACCACCCAGUGGGCAAAGGAAAUCAUCUAAAGAAACCAGACACAGUGUACUGCACAAUAGGAUAUUACCCCUCCAUCCUUCUCGGAGACCCACGGAUGUUGCUUUGAUUAAGAUUGUACCCAUAGACUCAGGUACCGAAUGCAAACACAGGGGAAAUUAUGAAGGAGAGAAUCAUGAUAAUGGGUUUUUAACAUUUCCGUCUAAUUUCAUCCAUAUUUAAAGUGGCAAUCUGCAAUUCCUACGUACUUUUAAUUGAAUUGUAUAUAACUAUUAAUCCAUGCAGAAUACAACAUAUGCUUGUUUAAUUCCAUUGUUUGUUAAAACUGUAUUUGUAAAACAAUUGGUGGCAGGGUACCCGCGUUGUUAUUAUUUAGACUGCAGAUUUCCCCUUUAGCGAUAGAAAGUAUGUAAAACAGUCUUAUUUUCUGUAAACGAAAAUGGAGACAUGCAGAUGAAUACAGUAGCGCUAUACAUGCUUUAAAAAAGUGUUUAUACACAAAGCAGCGGUUUGAAAAUGGGAAACCCAUCCUUUCAAUCAAUCAAUCAAAUCGACCAAUCAAUAAAUAUAUACAUAAACCAAUCAUUCAAUGAAUAAAUAAAUCAAGCAACAACCUACCGACUCUGUAAUAAUGUUGUUAUUUUUCAUACAUACUGUAUGUCUAAUUAUUUUAUACGAUGUGAAUUCAUAUUUACAAAUAUAACUAUAAAAGGUAUCUGUCACAUCCAGCUGGUUAUGUGGAGGAACUACAGAUAUGUCAGUCAAUUCUGACUAAAAGCGUUUGUCCUGUGGACAAAAGCUCACAUAUCGGAUUGGCUGCAGUUCUGGAUUUUCUGUAAACCCGAUAAUCGUUUUUAAAAUGUAUUUAGAUGCUGCCUACUUCGCUGCCUACAGAGCUGCUGCUCAGCUGUCCACUGUCAUUAGCCUACAUCAUCACAUACA
Molecule: messenger RNA, 1952 nt
Organism: Oncorhynchus mykiss (rainbow trout)
Lineage: Eukaryota; Metazoa; Chordata; Actinopteri; Salmoniformes; Salmonidae
Source: RefSeq, a predicted model, not a curated record